AUGUCAAAGAAAAUGGGAGUCUAUGUCACUGUUGAAGAUGUGACGGACGAAGAAGACGGCAGGCGGUAUUUCGAACCAUAUCCUGAAGCUGGUUGGACGUUGCGAGAGGGCCAAACUAGUUUUGAAAGGCAUCAGCAAUAUAAGGAGAGUGAAGGUGAAGAUAAGUGGGCACCCUUUGGUAAUGAGGAAGAAUGGGGACUUGCUGAAUGGUUGGUCAAAAGCCUUGGGCAGACUAAAACAGAUGAAUUUCUGAAGUUACCAAUAACGCUAAACCACACCAAACCUUCGUUCCACAACAAUCGGUCAUUCCUACAGAGAGUCGAUGCGCUGCCACAUGGACCAGGCUGGAAUUGCAAGAAGGUUAGUGUCAAAGGAAAUCGGACGGAUGAGAACAGACAGUCGCUGCAUGAGGACCUUGAACUUUGGACCCGUGACCCUGUGGAAUGCAUCAAGGAACUUAUCAGAAAUCCUUUAUUCAAGGAAUAUAUGGUGUACACACCAUCACGAGCAUACGAGGACGAAGCGGGCACCAAACGGAUCAUUGAUGAUAUGUGGACAGCUGAUUGGUGGUGGGACAAGCAGAAAGAACUGCCUGAGGGCACAACCAUAGCUCCAAUAAUCCUCGCCUCCGACAAGACAAUGCUAUCACAGUUUCGAGGUGAUAAGUCCGCUUGGCCUGUUUAUCUGUCAAUUGGCAACAUUGCCAAAGAGAAACGACGUCAAACAUCCGCACGCGCAACCAUCCUCAUCAGGUACUUACCUGCGACGAAACUCAAUUGUUUCACGUCUGAUGCGCGAUCCCUCGCUGGAUACCAAUUGUUCCACCACUGUCUGUCGCUGCUGCUGGAGCCGCUCAUUGCAGCCGGUCAGGAUGGUGUAGACAUGGUUUGCGCUGACUCGUUCAUUCGACGAGUGUAUCCCAUACUUGCGGCCUACGUUGCGGAUUUUCCCGAGCAGUGUCUCGUUGCUUGCUGCAAAGAAAACCGAUGCCCUAAGUGCUUGGUGGCAGCCGAUGAGCGUGGUGAUCCACUAAAUUCACUGAUCCGAGACCCGGAGCUGACAAAGGAGAUACUAGAGAGACAGAGGAGUGAUCUCCUCCACCAACUCCACAAAGGGGUCUUCAAAGACCAUCUUGUCAAAUGGUGCCUCGACAUUGUGGGAGAAACCGAAAUUGAUGCUCCCUUCAAGGCCAUUCCAGACUAUCCUGGUCUCCGUCAUUUUAAAAAAGGUAUAUCGAGCGUCAAGCAAUGGACUGGAACUGAGCACAAGGAGAUGCAGCAUGUUUUCAUGGCACUAAUUACUGGUGCAGUCCCAAGUCAAGUUGUCAUUGUCACACGGGCCUUAAUGGAUUUUUGCUAUUACGCACGACUUCAUACACAUACGAGCGAAUCUCUGGACGGUCUGGAGAAUGCCCUCGCCAUUUUUCACACUCACAAGGAUUACUGUGAACACUUCAACAUCCCAAAGCUACAUCAAUUGUCUCACUAUGUACAAUCAAUCAAACUAUUCGGAGCUGCAGAUGGAUUCAACACCGAACUUCCCGAGCGCCUCCACAUCGACUUCGCUAAAGAGGCUUACCAUGCAAGUAACAAGCGCGACUAUGAGGAACAGAUGGUGUUAUGGCUUCAACGCCAGGAGGCAGUCUUCUGCCGAACCACUUACCUCGAAUGGGUGGCUGAGCGUGCCGCUCGCCAGACAGAACGGGAAUCUGAACUGCCACAUCCUCGUCGAUCUGUUCAACAUCUCGAAACCAUGCAUGGCGCCGUCGAUUUCCUGCCCGCUCUCACAUUAUUUUUACAGAAGCAUUUGCCGCACAAUCAUAGCAUUGUGCCUGGUCCCCAAGAUCGUUUUGACACUUUCCGUCAAGUAGUCGUCAUCCUUCCCCCCGACCCUCGUGUGUCCGAGUUGCCCAAGUGCCUACGGGUCAGGGCAACGCCUGAAGUGCUUCCUUCGUCUUCUGGACGGAAGCCAGGUUCCCCCAAUCGAUUCGACAUGGCACUGGUUAGCAGUGAUGGUGUCCAAGCAUCGAAGGCACUACUCACGCUGAAUGCCGCUGUCCGAGUUGCGCAGGUCCGUGUGUUGUUCAGGCUGCCUCGUCAAUUUGGCGUGUACCUGCGACCCCUUGCAUACGUUGAAUGGUUUACCCCGUUCAGAGAGCCAGACGAGUCGUCUGGUCUGCGUCUAAUAUCUCGUUCAACUCGUCACUUGCGACGGAAUUCGGCCGUGAUUCAUGUUGACGAGAUUAUUCGUCCAUGUCACCUCAUACCCAAGAUGGGUCAAUUGGUCAAUCCUACGUGGACGAGCGCGAAUGUGUAUGAGUUGGCGAGUGAAUUUUACUUAAAUCCAUUCAUUGACCUCGAGACUUUUUUGAAUACAACUACUCCCAGCGCCUCCCGUAGCUCUACAUAG
Messenger RNA from Suillus bovinus, 2409 nucleotides. RefSeq lists its product as uncharacterized. NCBI's taxonomy places the organism in Eukaryota, Fungi, Basidiomycota, Agaricomycetes, Boletales, Suillaceae. The coding region runs from base 1 to 2409 and encodes 802 amino acids. The record is from RefSeq and is a predicted model, not a curated record. The transcript is spliced from 11 exons.